Molecule: messenger RNA, 4145 nt
Organism: Aethina tumida (small hive beetle)
Lineage: Eukaryota; Metazoa; Arthropoda; Insecta; Coleoptera; Nitidulidae
Product: large proline-rich protein BAG6
Exons: 20
Coding region: 181-3750 (1189 amino acids)
Cellular component (GO): BAT3 complex
Molecular function (GO): misfolded protein binding; polyubiquitin modification-dependent protein binding
Source: RefSeq, a predicted model, not a curated record
GUUGUGAGGCGUGAAGAUACGCCAUACAGAGGGUUUUCCAUCAAAGAAUAAUAUCCAUGACGAUUUAUUCGAACACAACUAUUUUUGUUCAUGCAGCGUAAAGCUGAAUAUUUAUUGUUAAUUGUGGCGUACUUUUAUCCGUGACGAAAAUAUUCGCAAUUUUCAGGCUAUCCAAUCAAAAUGAUUCAACUAACAGUGAGAACAUUGGAUUCUCAAAAUCAUCCAUUCACAGUAGAAGAUGAUAUCACAGUUGAACAAUUUAAAGCACACAUAGCUGAAACGGUGAAUAUACCAGCUGAUACACAAAGAAUUAUUUACUGUGGAAGAGUAUUGAAUGAUUCCUCCAAAUUAAGUGACUAUGAUGUCAAUGGAAAGGUUGUACAUUUGGUACAGAGAGCCCCACCCUCUCAAAAUCAAAGGCCCAGGGCAGCUUCGCCUCAGCGCCAAAGAAGAGGAGGAAUGUUCCGCACUCUCGAACAUGGUAACGCCAUGUAUUUGGGAUCUAUGGCAUUCCCGUCUAAUUUGAUGGAAUCUCAAGGCUUCGUUCCGCCGCCUCCCACUCAAAGUCUUGCCGGAAGCCGCCUGAGCGUUGCAAAACGGAUGCUUCGUAAGGCUGAGAGUGUGAUACGUCGCCUAGAACAACGCCUUGAUAAUACUUCUGAUCAGACACCUCCUGAAUCUGACCAGACGCCCCCUGAAGAAUCGCAAGAGGAGGAGGUAACUCCCGUAAUUGAAGCUCGCGUAAUCGUGCCCGGCUCCACAAACGAACCAUUAGAUGAGGCUAUGGUUUUAUCCGUCGUUGAAAAUUCUUUGUACAAUUCAGGUUCAGUUCCAAUUACCAGGGAGGAAAAUUCUGCUCAGGGUUCUUCAGUAGAGGGAUCUUCCUCUUCACAAACAAAUCAACCGACCGCUUCAAGUUCAGGCACUUCAACUCCCAGAGGUGGUUCAUCAACAGAAAACUCUGAGGCAAGACCGCAAGGGACUAGUGAAAAUAACGGAAAUGGUCUUUCUGAGAAUGCAUCCAGAACAUCAGAAAUGGCAGAACUGUUGACCACAUUACGAAAAUUACAAACGAGAUUUGCACCGUUUCUUGAUAGAUACCAUAAAUUUAUGCAAGAGGAUCCUGUUGUGCCUCCAGAAAACGUUAGACAAACCCACAUGAUGUUAGCCAGAGUCUCAGAGGUCAUGCACUUUUUUAGUCAUGCUUACCACUGUUUGAGUGAUAUUAUUGUUGGAGUAAGAACUCCUCCACCUAGACCGCUAUUGUGUCGUCCAAUUCUCAUCCAGCAUUCAGCUGUGGUUCAUGCUGGAAUUCCAAUUCAGGUGGAGGCUCAGAUCAAUCUAUCAACCGAACGUCCUCCGAUAGCAGCACCUCCGUCAUCUACAACAACCACUACUGGUAGUGAUACCACAGCCACGACUGCAACGACUGCUGCAGAAUCCACAACUAACUCAUCAACUGGGGCGGCCAAUGCUGACCGACUCCAGACUGGCGCUGCUCCGGCAAUCGGUAUACCGGCAGGCGCGUUCCCGUUUAUUCCCAUGCGCAUGCAAUCAUUCCCAUUGGAGAUUCGCACUGUGACUCGUCACGGUAACAGUACUAACGCCAGAACUCAAGCCAACAGCACGACAACUGAAGCAGGUGAUACAGCUCCUACGUCAACGGCUACUCAGGCCGGCGCAGUUCCUUCAGCUCCGAGAGCUCCGACGGCCGCAUCGGGUCCAGAAGGUGCAGGACAAAACUUCAAUGCAAAUAAUCCCAAUGUUGAAUUUUUCAUGGAGGUAACGCCUGACGGUAUAACUAUUGAUUCUAUGGACACUGCGAUUGUUGGUUCCAAUCAUGCGGAUUUGUUAAGGGGUGCCCUGAAUCCUUUACCACCGGAGUUAUUGCAGUCAUUAAUGCAGGUGGCGGGUCAUUUUAUGGAUCGACCGCCAAGAGCAACCACUACGGCCACUAGUACAGUUAAUUCAUCAACUGAGUCGUCAACUGCACAAUCAAGUGUAGGUGCUUCACAAUCUGCAGCUUCUGGUCAAAAUUCACAGGCAAGAGGAAAUACAGCUACAAACCCAACAACCGCAACUCACACAAGAUCUACUCCUCGGCCGCAUGUGCAUCUCGCUCAGCAAGCAAUGCAAGCCGGAUUCGAUCCAUUUUUACCAUGCAAUUCACAUCACGUCGCUCGUUCCUAUGUUAUUGAUCCCGCAGCUCCCGCCGCAGGUGGUCGAACAGAAAACGGCAGCAGACCGGGGCCAGGUGUCCAGAUGCGCCCUCAAAACAUUUAUGAUUUCAUCACGGACAUGAUAGGCACCAUAAGACACGUGCAAACUCGUCGCGGAUCAUCCUCGACCAACGCAGAACAACCGGCAGCCGCCCGCCCAACAUCUCAGGUCACUGCAGCUCCAACACAACCGUCGGCAAGUGCAUCUGCGAGCUCCCGUCCUGCUCCACCACCCACUGAAGGUGCUAAUAAUCCUCUGCAGACCUUUUUCUCGAAUUUCCCAGGUGUACAGAAUUUGAGUGAUUUAGUGGGAAGGCAAGGUCCGACAAUACAUCAAAUCCUUCAGCAAUUCCAGGAUGAUGAGACCUAUGUCCAAGGCGAAAGCCUGAUUACCGACUUGAUUAUGCUACUUUUUAGAAAUCUAACCCUUGUAGAUCUUUGCGCCAUAAAUAGCAACAAUUAUGAACCUAUCAGACGAUGCCGAGCUGAUAUUCAAAGUUUCGUUAGAACAAGAAUAUUGCAAAAUAAUUUAUCGCCAGAAGGAGUAGAUGAAGGUGCAGAAAGACUUAUUGUAGAAAUGAGACCUUUCUUACAGAAUUUUAGGUCAAUGCCGACAUACGAAGAUAUAGACGUUAUGGGAUCUCUUGAAAACUUUCUUAGGGCCCAAUUACCUAGAUUAUUGUAUUUAAUGGCAAACUUGACCCCAGAAAACGUGGAAGAUUUGAUGUCUGAAACGAUAAGAAAUUUGAGACUUAUGUGUGCACUUACUAUCCAUAUGUGUUCAGCAGGUCAGCAAGGUGUUGAAAGAGUACUUGAACAAAUGUUGCAAACUUACUUAGAUGUGCCUCCAGAAGUUCAACAUUGGACAUUUUUAAGUAGCCGUGUUCAUUUGCGUCAGUUUCUGUCCAACAUUGACAUGCCUGAAGAUAUAAUGGUGCCGUUUAUAAGACGUAACCGCAGAAAUGUGCCUGCUCCUGCUGAGACAAAUCAUAUUCCUGAAGUCAGUCACAAUAAUGUGGCUCAACCAGAAGCUGCGCCAGAAGCCAUGGAAUUGGAUGAUGAACAGAACACAGCUGCUGCUCCUACACCUAAUCCUAUAGAAGAUCCAGAGCCAUUACGUAAUCUGGUAUUAGGGUCAGAAGCUUGGCAUGCACAGGUUCCACCAGAUUGGGUUCCAAUAAUAGCAAAAGAUGCACAGAAACAAAGACGUCAAAAUGCGCAGGGGCCAUUCAGUGAUGCAUACUUGUCUGGAAUGCCUAGUAAAAGACGGAAAAUUGUGAAUAAUUCUAAACCACAAGGAAGUCUUCCUCAAGUUAUAUCAGAGAGUGUUAGGCAAGCUGUGAACUCCACUGGGUUAACAUCUGCUGCACCAUUGGAAUCUGUUGUCCAAGCUGCAAGUGAAUCAAUUGAAAUUCAAACAGCAUACAGGAACUUGUUUAGAAGUAGUGUUCAGGCUAAUUUGAGAGACAAUGAAGACUUUACAGCUGAAAGAUAUCCUAAUGCUUCUAAUUAUUUUAAUAAUCCACAAUAGGCAUGAAAUGUCUGUAUACAGAAAUGGUUUAUAAAAUGUUUCAAAAUAAAAAAUUGGUUUGUAAAAUAAUAUAUUAUUUAUUUGUGGGUCCAGUCCACUUUUAGUUUAUUCAAUUAUGUACUCCUGCAUAUUAUUUUACAUCUCAAAAAGCAAAUUCUAGUGUAAAUAAUUUAAGAGUUUUGCUCUACUAUAUAUUGAAUAUGAAUAAUUUAUUUAAAAUCUAGUUUCAGUUUUAUUUUUAUCAUUAAUCUACCAUUCAAUACAAAAGUAGUGAUAUUUUAUGCAACUUGACAAUUUAAUUUGAUAUUUUAUAACUGUUAUGUAGAUAGUACAACAAUAAUAAAUAUUUCUAGGCACAGUUUAUAUUGUAUUUAACAAUAAACAUUUUUAAUUUU